AUGGGGCUAAAAUUGCUCUCUCCUUCUUACCCGCUUGAUUUCUGGUUGGGUAAGGGACGACCACUCAGUCCAGAAGCUCAUGGGCGUUUGGUGAGACUCCUUCGAGCCAAACUUAAGCCCCGGGAGCUGAUAUUGCCCCCCGAUGAGCUGUUCGAGACUGAGGAAUCUAGAUAUUUCCUAGAGUACUCUCUCCUUUAUGGAUGGAUGCGCCACUGGUUAAACUACCUUAAAUGGUAUCUAAAGGAGGUACAGACCCCUCCCAUAGUACGAUACGAUGCAGCUGAAAAACUUAAUAGGCUACCGCGGCUCGCUUCGCUUUUGUUGCGGAGCUCACUGCUUUUGGAGUAG
Molecule: messenger RNA, 348 nt
Organism: Lactuca virosa
Lineage: Eukaryota; Viridiplantae; Streptophyta; Magnoliopsida; Asterales; Asteraceae
Source: the annotation of a GenBank genome assembly